Messenger RNA from Erigeron canadensis, 3072 nucleotides. Its product is annotated as receptor-like protein 7. Gene Ontology annotation, molecular function: protein binding. NCBI's taxonomy places the organism in Eukaryota, Viridiplantae, Streptophyta, Magnoliopsida, Asterales, Asteraceae. The transcript has a single exon. The record is from RefSeq and is a predicted model, not a curated record. Bases 1 to 3072 code for a protein of 1023 amino acids.
AUGAGUAACACAACGCUUAUUUGCUCUGUUUUGCUUUUCUUUUCUUUCCUCAGCUCAUUUGCAUCUUCCUCUUAUUUGAAUACCAACUUAACUACUCAUAAAUGCUCUGCUCAACAAACACUUGCCUUGCUUCAUUUUAAACAAAAUUCUUCCUCCAUCAAUGUUACAUCACCAUACUGUCAAUAUUCAUAUCCAGUGAUGAUGAAUUGGGAUAGGAAUACAGAUUGUUGUGGUUGGGGUGGAGUCACUUGCGACCACUCCACCGGUGAUGUUAUCGGUCUCGAUCUUAGUUGUGGUAUGCUACAAGGUACUCUCCAUCCUAACACCUCCCUUUUCAACCUUGUGAACCUCCAAAGUCUCAACCUUGCUUUCAAUAAUUUUACUGGUUCCCAACUUCCACGUGAGAUAAGAAGGCUUUCAAAUUCUCUCACGCAUCUCAACAUCUCUUAUUCUGGGUUUUCUGGAAAAGUCCCGACCGACAUCUCGCUUCUUCAUAAAUUGGUGUCUCUUGAUCUCUCUUGGAACUUUGAUUUCCGUCUUGAGCCACGUGUUUUCAGCAAUCUUCUUCAUAACCAUACUUGUUUGGAAGAACUUUCGCUUGGAGGUGUUAACAUCUCUUCAGUUUUGCCUCUGAAUAUCUCUUCUUCUUUGAGAUUAUUAGGACUUAGUGAAACUCAAUUGCAAGGAAAAAUACGUCAUACUAUAUUCAAUCUUCAAUCUCUGGAAAAGCUCGACUUAUCUUUCAACAGUUUAACAGGCCAAAUCCCCUGGGAAAUCUCACUUCAUCCUAAAUUGGUUUCACUUGAUCUCUCCAUGAAUAAGAAUUUGGGAAUUAAACCUUACAUCUUCAACAAUCUCCUUCAAAAUUCUACUCUUCUGAGAGAUCUUAGCCUUAGUUAUGUUAAUUUAGGUUUGGUUUUACCAACUUAUCUUAACAUAUCUUCUUCUUUGAAUUAUUUGGAUCUCGGGAGUACUAGUUUGAGAGGCAAGUUACCUGAUAACAUCUUCAAUCUUCAAUAUUUAGAAGAGCUUUACUUGUCAUUUAACACUGACCUCACUGGUCCACUGCCCAGAGUUAACGCUACCAACGCUCUCAAGAUAUUAAGUCUCUCUGGUUGUAGUUUAACAGGGUCCCUUCCCAGUUCCAUAGUUAACCUAAGGCACCUUACUGUUCUAGAUUUACACUCUAACAAACUUAACGGGACGUUGCCAUCUUCCUUAUUUUCUCUCCGGUCAUUAGAAACAUUAGACCUUCGUAACAAUCAAUUUGAUGGCCAGAUUGAUGUGCUUAAUGAUCAAGGCCCAAUUCUGCAAACAUUUCAACAGCUCACCAACCUCACUGACCUAGACCUUUCAUAUAAUAAUUUUAGUGGUGACUGGGAGUUAGAUACACUGUUAUCCAGCCUUCCAAACCUUUACGAUCUCACUCUCUCCUAUAGCGGUUUAUCUGUUACAAACCGUAAUGCUAAUCCUCAUGUCAAUCCUGAUCUCCGAUACUUAGAAUUGGCCUCGUGUAAACUGAAGGUAUUUCCGGAAUCUUUACGAUCCAUGAGAAAUAUUUACAGGCUAGAUCUAUCUAGUAACGAAAUUCAUGGGCAAAUUCCUCAGUGGGCAGGGGAGAUAGGAGGUAAUACUUUGUAUCAUUUAAACCUCUCACAUAACUUCAUAACAGCGUUGCCACAAUCUCAAUGGUAUACAUUAGAAUAUAUGUAUCUUCAGUCCAACCUCAUUCAGGGACGAUUCCCUCCAUCCAUCUGCAACAUGAACCGUCUAUGGUAUUUGGAUAUGUCCAAUAAUAGCUUUGAUGGAGUGAUUCCAGAAUGCCUUGGAAAUAUCACCUCCUCUCUUAAAACGCUAUAUCUGAGUAACAAUCGUUUUCGAGGACCAUUCCCUCCAUCCAUUUGCAACAUGAACCGUCUAUGGUAUUUGGAUCUGUCGAAUAACUCGUUUGAUGGAGCGAUUCCAGAAUGCUUUGGAAAUAUCACCUCCUCUCUUUCAGUCAUAGAUUUGGGAACAAAUCGUUUUCAAGGAACCAUUCCUAAUGUAUACGAGAACUGUGGAUACCUCCAAGGGCUAAUUUUGAAAGGAAAUCAGUUUGAUGGAGAGGUACCAUAUUCCUUGUCCAAAUGUCAAUCCUUGAGAGUACUUGAUAUGGGAAACAACAAGUUAAAUGGUACAUUCCCUCACUGGUUGAGAUCUCUUCCACACCUGCAAAUUCUUAUCCUUAAGUCAAACAAUUUUCAUGGUCCUAUUGUACCCCCUUCAACUCCUGGGUUCCCAUUUCAAAGUUUGCAAGUUUUUGACUUGUCUUAUAAUAAGUUUGUAGGCCAACUCCCUAAAAGAUAUUUUCGGAAUUUCAGUGCCAUGAAGAGUGGCAUAAAAAGCAACACAAAACUGGAAUAUUUGAACACCGGUGUCCAGCAUUAUACAAUUAGUGUCUCAAUGAAAGGGACGGAGCAAGCUAUUACUCGAAUUUUUGUUGGCUAUAAAAUUGUUUGUCUAUCACAUAAUCAAUUUAAUGGGGAGAUUCCAGACAACAUUGGAAAGCUUAACUUAUUGAUAGUGCUUGACUUAUCUCACAACAGCCUCACAGGUCAAAUCCCACAUGCUUUUGGGAAGCUAACACAAAUCGAAUCAUUAGACCUAUCUUGGAAUCAACUUACUGGAAAGAUCCCUCAAAGCCUCGUAGACUUGACGUUGCUUGAAUUUUUAAAUCUCUCUCAAAAUAAUCUCGUGGGGCACAUUCCAACAGGAAAACAGUUCAACACAUUUACAUGGAACUCAUUUGAAGGGAAUCCGAAUCUCUGUUGUCUUCCAUUACAUUCCAAUGAGAAUACACGAGAACCACAACUUGAAGGCGGUGGAACUGGAGAUGGCAAUGAAGAAGAUAGUGGUUUUACAUGGAGAGUGGUGAUGUUGGGAUAUGGAUGUGGGGUCCUAUUUGGAUUGGUAAUGGGAUAUCUCAUGUUGUCAACCGGAAAACCAAUGUGGUUCAAUUCAAUUGUUCAUACAGGGGAUCAAAUGAUCUCGAGUUGGCGAAACAAGAGAAGAUACAUAUAUAUAGGAAGAUGA